UUUUUUUUUUUGAGUUUUUUCGUUUGAAAACAAGUAUAUAUUUGAAAUGGUAUUUGAACAGGUAUCAUUGGAAAACCACGAGGAACAUUCAGAAAUUUCCCCAAUAACACCUAAACUGAAUCGUAUUGGAGGAGAUAAUACAAUAGAAUCCCCUUUAAAUUCACAUCAUCCUCAAGAAAAUACACCUACAGAUUCACCGCGUCGUCAUCGACGUCGAAGAGAGCCAACGUCGUUUAAUAUAUUGGUUAUUGGAUUUUGUGGGUCUGGAAAGACAAGUUUUGUUGAGUUUCUCUCUGAACAGUUGAAUAUUGCAAAGGAUCAGCAGCAUUCGGCUUUGAAAGAAGAGGAAAAGUCGGAUUACUUAGAUAUGGGGUUUACCUAUUGUUAUACUGAAACAGAAAUAAAUGGUGAACGUGUUGCUGUAACUCUGUGGGAUAGUCGUGGUUUUGGUACAUCUCGAGAUUAUGAAAUUGUAAACCUUCAAAUGGACGAGAUAAUAUUGUUUAUGGAAAGCAAAUUUGAGAAUACGUUUUCAGAGGAAACUAAGGUUGUAAGGUCUCAUAAACAUAUUGAUACGCAUAUUCAUUGUGUGCUUUAUUUGAUUGAUUCGACAUCUUCUUAUCUUUAUAAUGAUAUAUCACUAGAUUCUCUAGAUAUUUCUAUCAUACAAAAAUUAAGUAAAUAUACUACAGUUAUUCCUGUAAUAUCCAAGGUGGAUACAUGUACAAAGCGUCGGAUUGAGGAUAUGAAACUUGCAUGGAGAAAAGAAUUCGAGAAAAGCGAGAUAAAAAUUUUUGAAUUUCUUAGUAAUAAUGAAAUCCAUGAUGACGUUUCUGCAUGUGGGUCAACACAUAGUCGUGAAAAGGAUGAAAAUUAUGAUGAUAUUUAUGAUAUGUUACCAUUUAGUUGUAUGACACCCGAUCGAAUGCAAAUUAUUCCUUUUUCCGUUGAAAAAGUAAUGAAAUUUGAUAUAUGUAGAGAAUAUUCUUGGGGGAAAGCAAAUCCAUUGGAUGAAAAACAUUGUGAUUUUUCAAAAUUAAAAGAAAUGGUUUUGGGGGAAUGGAGAAAUGAAAUACGGGAUUUUUCUAAAGAAGUUUUAUAUGAAAAUUGGCGUACUGAUAGACUUGAGAAGCUUAAAAAUCUUUCAUUAAAAGAUAAUAAAACUUAAGGGUUAGUUUUUCUAAAUAAUUUUUUAAAUAAUUGCUGU
Messenger RNA from Pneumocystis carinii B80, 1207 nucleotides. RefSeq lists its product as hypothetical. Gene Ontology annotation, biological process: cytoskeleton-dependent cytokinesis. Gene Ontology annotation, molecular function: molecular adaptor activity; GTP binding; GTPase activity. The record is from RefSeq and is a predicted model, not a curated record. The transcript has 2 exons. Lineage: Eukaryota; Fungi; Ascomycota; Pneumocystomycetes; Pneumocystales; Pneumocystaceae. Bases 47 to 1168 code for a protein of 373 amino acids. Gene Ontology annotation, cellular component: septin ring; cytosol; septin complex.